Vidua chalybeata is the source of this 1349-nucleotide messenger RNA. RefSeq names its product zinc finger protein 239-like. Lineage: Eukaryota; Metazoa; Chordata; Aves; Passeriformes; Viduidae. Bases 193 to 849 code for a protein of 218 amino acids. Gene Ontology annotation, biological process: regulation of DNA-templated transcription. The record is from RefSeq and is a predicted model, not a curated record. The transcript has a single exon. Gene Ontology annotation, molecular function: RNA polymerase II cis-regulatory region sequence-specific DNA binding; DNA-binding transcription factor activity, RNA polymerase II-specific.
GAAGUCAGUGCCCCUUUCCCCCUCUCUCCUGCUCCAUCUCCCAGCCCAGCCUGGCCCCCGGCUGCAGGACAGCCCCGCUGCCGACGCCGUCCUGCUGGGGACGCACUGGGGGGAUCUCCUUCCCCUUCCCUCUGGCACGGAGGCAAAUCCCAUCCUCUCCUUGUCCUUCCUCCCCCAGACAAGGAGCUGAGGAUGGAGACCAGGGAUGACAAAUCUCCACGGCAGAACCUCAUGGAAGAGGCCGUUUUGAACAGCUCCAUGGCACAGGAACACAAAGGGGAGGAAAAUCCUUGGAGGUCCCACAGGAGGAGGGGCUGCAAACCCAGCUCAGGGUGCUCUGAGGAGGAAAGACCCACCCUGUGCCAGGAAGGUGGACAGAGCUCCAGGCAGAGCUCAGAGCUGGUGGUCCAUGAGCAGAUUCACCAUGGGAAGAAGCCUUACAAGUGCUUGGAGUGUUGGAAGAGCUUCAGGCAGAGCUCUGACCUGAUCCGCCACCAGAUGAUCCACACCGGGGAAUGGCCCUACAAGUGUGGGGAGUGUGGGAAGGGUUUCAGCUGCAGCUCAGCCCUCGUCAUCCACCAACGCAGCCACACUGGGGAGAGGCCCUACCAGUGUCCCGAGUGUCAGAAGAGGUUUCAGACCAGCUCCUGUCUCCUUCGUCACCAGCGGAUCCACACGAAGGAGAGGCCCUUCCACUGCCCCGACUGCAGGAAGGGCUUCAACCGCAACUCCACCCUCAUCACCCACCGGCGCCUCCACACUGGGGAGAGGCCCUACGAGUGUCCCCAGUGUGGGAAGAGCUUCACCCAGAGCUCUAACUUGACCAGACACCAGAGGAGACACCGGUAAGGGAAGCCCUGCAAAUGCCCCAACUGCAGGAGGAGCUUCAUGAACUGCUCCAGCUUCAACUCCCAUAGGAGAGCCCACGUUGGUCAGAGCCCUGGUGAUCCAUGUUCCCUGUGAUCCGUGCUGGGAAGACACCUUCUCCUGGCCCUGCCAAUGACCUGAUGUGGGAUUGAAGAAUAUGAGGGUCUGGCCAUGGCCCUGUCAUUACAUUCACUCCCACCUCAGGUCAUUGCCAGGGGCAGGAAAGGGACUCUUUCUCUCUCCCUGAGGAUAAGAGUGUCCUUUCCCAGCAGGAGGAAAUACGUGGCCGGAAGACCCAGUCAGUUAUUUUGUAUUUUUCCCUGUAAAUAGUGUUUCUUUAUCCCUUCUGCUAUCAAUAUUGUUUCUGUUCCUGUUUGUUCCUUGACUCUUUGCUGUUCCCAAUAAAUUGUUCUUAUCCCAGCCCGGGAUCACAGGCACUCACAGGGGUUCCUGUCAUGGGCAGAGUGGGAGCUUUAGGCAAA